Molecule: messenger RNA, 1023 nt
Organism: Neohortaea acidophila
Lineage: Eukaryota; Fungi; Ascomycota; Dothideomycetes; Mycosphaerellales; Teratosphaeriaceae
Exons: 3
Coding region: 1-1023 (340 amino acids)
Molecular function (GO): oxidoreductase activity
Source: RefSeq, a predicted model, not a curated record
AUGGCGACAAUGAAGGCGAUAGAUAUCAAAGAUGGCAAGGGUCCCAUUGAAAACCUGUUCAUCAACGACAAGACCCCGCGCCCCAAACCCACUCACGCCCAGGCGUUGAUCAAAGUGAAGGCGUUCGGGUUGAACCGUAUGGACCUCCUGCAGCGCGAGGGGCUGUACCCAGUACCCCCGCACGCGACCAAAAUCAUGGGCGUCGAGUUCAGCGGCGUCAUCGAAGACUUGGCCAGCGAGAGCGAGUCCGGCUUCAAGAAGGGCGACAAGGUCUUCGGCCUUGCUUAUGGCGGUGGCUACGCCGAGUAUAUCGCCGUCAGCACGCAUAUGCUGAUCCACAAACCCGAUGAGCUGAGCUGGGAGGAGUGUGCGGCCAUCCCGGAGGUCUGGAUCACCGCCAUCCAGGCCAUGUAUCUCAUCGGAGGCUUUGAGCCCGGCAAGUCCAUCUUGUGGCACGCCGGUGCGUCUUCGGUAUCGAUCGCAGGCCAGCAACUGUCUGUCGGUAACGGAGCUUCCGCCGUCUACGCCACCGCCCGCUCGGAUGACAAAUGCGACUUUUGCGUCAAGAAGCUCGGAGCUACCGCAGCCUACAACACCACCAAGGAGAAGUGGGACGAUGCUGUCUUGAAAGCAACGGACGGAAAGGGAGUCGACAUCAUCAUCGACUACAUCGGCCCCGAAGCUUUCGAGGGCAAUCUCAACGCCGCCGCCCGCGAUGGCCACAUUGUAAACCUGGCCACGCUAUCCGGCACCAAACUGCCUGCGGGCGCGAACCCGGAUUUCGGCGCUUUUGUUCGCAAGAGAUUACGUUACGAAGGCAGCAGCUUGCGCUCGCGAGACGAGCAUUAUCAAGGUCGCUUGAGGGAUACUCUAGUUGAGACUGCUCUGCCCAAAUUCAAGGAUGGCACGUUCGAGGCGCACAUUGAGAAGGUCUACGAUUGGAAGGAUAUCCAGGAUGCCCACCGACAGAUCGCAGCCAAUAAGACCAUGGGCAAGCUCAUUUGCGUGAUCCCGGACAACUAG